Molecule: messenger RNA, 1760 nt
Organism: Camelus dromedarius (Arabian camel)
Lineage: Eukaryota; Metazoa; Chordata; Mammalia; Artiodactyla; Camelidae
Gene: LGALS9
Product: galectin 9
Exons: 11
Coding region: 120-1190 (356 amino acids)
Biological process (GO): negative regulation of type II interferon production; positive regulation of gene expression; negative regulation of CD4-positive, alpha-beta T cell proliferation
Cellular component (GO): nucleus; cytosol
Molecular function (GO): galactoside binding; carbohydrate binding
Source: RefSeq, a predicted model, not a curated record
CUCCCCACUGAAUAACUGCCAAGUUGCUUUAGUUUCUAUUCCUCUGUUAGGUCCUCCCCAGUGCAGAGGACGGUCUGGCCAGUGUUCAAAGCAGUGGUGACCACAGAGGCAGUGAAGAGAUGGCCUUCAGCGGUGCCCAGCCUCCUUACCUGAACCCAAUCGUCCCCUUCACCGGGACAAUCCAAGGGGGUCUUCAGGAUGGACUUCAGAUUACUGUCAGUGGGACUGCUUUUUACUCCGGUGGAACCAGGUUUGCUGUGAACUUUCAGACUGGCCGCAGUGACAAUGACAUCGCCUUCCACUUCAACCCACGGUUUGAAGAGGGCGGGUAUGUGGUCUGCAACACCAAGCAGAAGGGAAGCUGGGGGCCUGAGGAGAGGAAGAAGCAAAUGCCCUUCCAGAGGGGGAUCCCGUUUGAGCUCUGCUUCCUGGUGCAGAGCUCGGAGUUCAAGGUGACGGUGAACGGGAACCUCUUUGUGCAGUAUGAACACCGCGUGCCCUUCCACCACGUCAACACCAUCUCCGUCACGGGAGCCGUGCAGCUGUCCUAUGUCAGCUUCCAGAACACCCACGUGACUCCCAUGCAGCCCGCCCACUCCAGGGUGCAGUUCUCCCAGCCAGCCUGUUUCCCACCCAAGCACAAGGGGCGCAAACCGAAAUCUCCAGGGAUCUGGCCAGCCACUGCGGCUCCCAUGACUCAAAGGUUCGUCCACACUGUGCAGAGCACCCCUGGACAGAUGUUCCCUCAGAAUCCCAUGAUCCCACCUAUGGCGUAUCCCAACCCAGCAUAUCCGAUGCCGUUCUUCACCUCCAUCCCAGGGGGGCUGUACCCCUCCAAGAGCAUCAUCGUGUCGGGCACCAUCCUGCCCUGCGCUCAGAGGUUCUAUAUCAACCUGCGCUCUGGGAGCAACAUCGCUUUCCACCUGAACCCCCGCUUUGACGAGAACGCCGUGGUCCGCAACACGCAGAUCAACAGCUCUUGGGGGUCUGAGGAGCGAAGCCUGCCCCGACAGAUGCCCUUCUUCCGGGGCCAGAACUUCUCGGUGUGGAUCAUGUGUGAAAGCCAUGGCCUCAGGGUGGCUGUGGAUGGUCAGCACCUUUUUGAAUACUACCACCGCCUGAAGAACCUGCCCGCAAUCAACAGCCUGGAGGUGGGCGGUGACAUCCAGCUGACCCACGUGCAGACAUAAGUGAUCUCUGGGCCUGGGGAUGAGGGCUGGGCCCUGUUGCUGCCUGGACCUGUUCAUCACCCCUAACCUGCCCAGCCCUGGCCCUGGCCCCUCCCAGCCUGCUGAGGACCUGGGGCUUUGCUGGUGAGACCACAGCCCCAUCUGGCUCUGCUCUGGUGGCAGCCAGCCUGGAGCAGAGAGGGCAGCUGGCUAGGACUACCUUCCUCAGUGGGGCAGCACCCAGAUCCUAAAGGGGAGGAGUGGUCCGUGCAGGUGGGCCCCAAGUUCAGUUCCCUCAGCAGAAAGGGAGGGGCCUGGCCUUCCCCAGCCCCCAGCCUAGGCCUGUGCCUCACCUGCCUCUCAACCACAUCACCAACCCCCAUUCAAGUCCACCCAGCUCCAAGUCACCAGCUGUCACUCCACGUGGCAGGGAGUACCCUUGGCCCCUCCCCUUUCUCCAACCUUUGACCUCUUCUUGUACCCUCUGGAAAAGCUACCCUGAUGACACCCCACUGACAGGAGUCUUCUCAGCAGAGGGUUCUCCCCUUUCCCCAUGUCCUUCAAAUAAAGAAAAAUGCUUGUCGGCACCUA